Periophthalmus magnuspinnatus is the source of this 958-nucleotide messenger RNA. Its product is annotated as serpin B8-like. Gene Ontology annotation, molecular function: serine-type endopeptidase inhibitor activity. The record is from RefSeq and is a predicted model, not a curated record. Gene Ontology annotation, biological process: negative regulation of endopeptidase activity. Lineage: Eukaryota; Metazoa; Chordata; Actinopteri; Gobiiformes; Gobiidae. The transcript is spliced from 6 exons. The coding region runs from base 452 to 958 and encodes 168 amino acids.
AGGGACCUUAAAGUUGUAAGAUUGGAUGCUUUGGCUCGUCUCUGGGACGGAGGUACAUCUCCAGGAACAGAGACCUUGGUUAUUCGACAUUGAUGUUUGGAAACCUUCUUUAAUGAGGGGGAUAAUGUUGAGACUGUCUGGAUGGCUGACUAGAAGCAGAACACCUGUCCCAGAAUGAGCAAUUCUCCAAAAGUUGAUUUCUUCAAACAAGAGAUUUUCCUCCUGGUGAGAGGCGCAAACAAACAUCUGAUCCUCGCGCAAAAAGUCUAAUGACGCACAGAGGUGGGCUGCGUGACAGUGGAAACUACACCAGACUCGAAUGCUCUGGCUGAAUACAACUAAAACUACGGAACUGAGUAAAGAUCUAACUCCGGAACUUCCCUUUGCCAAACCUUACCACGUGAACAAGAACCCGCACUGCUGCUUUUGAGUCUGGGACAAACGUCUAAACAUGGGACAAGCCGAGAGCUGCAUGGACACACCGGGGGCCCCUUUAUCAGCUGAAGCAGACACAGGAGCGUCUGACAGCCUGUCCAAAGCCAACAUCAGUUUUACUCUGGACCUGUUCAAAACUUUGGGAAACCAAAAUAAAACCUCCAAUGUGUCCUUUUCUCCUUUCAGCGUCUCUGCAGCGCUCUCCAUGCUGCUACUUGGGGCCAAAGGCAGCACAGCAAAUCAGAUGAGAGAGUGCCUGAAAACUAAAAAUUGCCAAGACGUCCACUCCAGUUUUGCUGCGCUGCUGAAAGAGUUAAAAAACACAGAUUCAUUGCAUGUCCUCAGUGUUGCCAACAGACUGUACGGAGACCAGUCCUGCAAGUUCAUAAAACCUAACACCUGUCAGCGGGAGGAGACCGUCCUGUUCUACUACGCGCAUUACCACAGUCACUGUAGGGACAAUGUCGUGACUGUUAUUAAAGCACCAGUGCACUUGGCCAAACUAAAACACAAAACAGGCUAA